AUGUACUUCCGGCUGACUAAGGAAUUCCAUUGCACCUCAGAGGAUGAGAAAGGUUUCUCCCGCCCCUCCAAUGGGGGUAAGGGAAGGAAAGGAUAUCACCUCAUCUUCGCCUUCGAAGUGAGCUCCAACGGCAAGCGCUCUGGCAAAAAAUCCCAAUCAGAGCGAAGAGAUGCUGUCGAGAGGAAGGAGAGGACCGACGAUAGCUAUGAGCGGAAACAUGUUUGCUUCGUCUGUGGGAAAUCUCGCUCUCAUUCUUUUCACAAGCUCUAUCCGAUUCGGUCUGAUAGAGAUCUCAUACAGAGUCUCUGUCGCCGUUGUCGCCGCGACAGGAAAUUGCGAAUUGAGGAGCGAGCUCAAAACGGCGCCCGUCAGUGCGGACGGAUCACAAGACUUCAAGUCCAUGUCGACGACAAACAGUGGUGUGCCAAGUGCGGUGUGCUGCGAUCGAACCGCUACCAUGAGAUGUACAAGUCAGGUCGCCUUCCCCCUUUCUCUGAAUACUGUGGGAACUGUACUGCCAUAGACGUCCAGAGAGGCCGGCAAAAGUUGGUUCGAUUGUACCUCGAGACCCUGGACCAAGAGCGCGUUAUGCGAUUUCAGUAUGACUUGGAUCGCAGCGAUGGUUCGCAUUGCGGUACGUCAACCGCCCAGAGGUCUCACCUACUUGAAAGCAAAACAGAGUUCGUUCAAGGUCAGGCUCGCUCUAUCACUCCUUCGGCUACGACUACUAGCCUUCCGAGCAAUAGUUGCAUUUGGGACAACCUUGCACAAUAUGAGGAAGUCAAGGUCCGGGUUCGUCUCUCCGAGUUUGAGGAAGAGAGAGAUAUCCGUUCUCCAGUCAAGGACGACCAGCAGAAGUCGCUCUGCUCAUUUUCAAAUACCUCAAACAUUGUGAGCAAGAAGCCCGAGAAUAAUGGUCACGAGCAUAUGUCAACUCUGAGAAAUUAUCAUACGGACCUGGAAGGCACUUGUAAUCACACCAACAAAAAGAGGAACAAGAUCCAGGAUACAAGUCACUCGAAGCAGGCUACUAAGGAACACAAGCUCGAUGCUUCUUCUGCCAAGCCUUUGGACAAUGAUUAUAACCGUUCUGAUCGUUGCUACAGUGAGAAGGCUUCAACUGUUGCAGAGUUGGAGCUUCACCAGGAGCAAGUCUUGAAGCUGCCUGGAGAGUUCCUGGAUAGGAAUGAAAUUGCGUAUGCUCCUGUUAAGGGGUCUCAAAAGAAGGAGGACCAGAGGGAUACGCUUCCUCCUAAGUCCAGAGCACAACCCCAGAUCGGGCCUGAAUCCAAAGACAGGCCCAAGCACGCUACCAACCCCAAGCCCAAGGUCAUGGGACUCUCGGACAUGUACUGGGCAUCGGAGCAAGGCAAGGCCGAAAAAGCUUUUAUUGAGGCUGGUGGCCUUCAAUUUGCAUAUUCCUCUUUCCCAUCCAUGCAGGCCUUCACUGCGGACAACGAGACUGGCUCCUAUGACUUAUAUGGUCAAUAUAACAACGAGAGAAGCGUCUGGACAACCUAUGACACAACUUGCAUGCCAGACUCCCACCUUAAUUCUGAUUCUUACUGUAACAAGGAUUUGAAUCCUGAGCUUGACGAUGGCGAGACUCGUCGGUCGAAGCGCAAGCAGAGGAAGCCUAAAGGGAAGAAGGAUAAGCGAGUGUCUCGAGAGGAGGAGCAGGAGAAGCUGAAUUUUUUUUUCAAGAACAAGAUUAACGAGGAGAGUGAGUACGAACCGCCCCGGUGUUGGACCUCUUCAGAUGACGACUUCUCCAAUUCCGCUCCCAACGCUGCCCCUAUUCCCGCCGACACUAUCGGCACUGGGUCCAGUUCUUACUAUUACCCUCAUCCAGAGGAUGAUUUCGCGUUCAGCCAGUACUACUACUACUACCACCAGUAUUACGCUACAGACGGCGGCCACUACAACCACAACAACGCCACACUUGCUGCAGGUGCGACCGGCUUCUCUUCAGCUGCUGCCUCUUCCCCGACUUAUUAUGCGACUUAUGGGUUUGACGGCGACGCCGGGAAGGAGGCUGCUGAUUUGCAGGACCGUAUCUGGGAGAUUACCUCGGACGAAGAGGACGAAAUUGAGCGAGCCCGUGCGAACUUGCUGGCUCACAAGGCCCGACCCAGUAUUAGCUGA
This is a messenger RNA of Thermochaetoides thermophila DSM 1495, 2145 nucleotides long. RefSeq lists its product as uncharacterized. The record is from RefSeq and is a predicted model, not a curated record. The coding region runs from base 1 to 2145 and encodes 714 amino acids. The transcript is spliced from 2 exons. NCBI's taxonomy places the organism in Eukaryota, Fungi, Ascomycota, Sordariomycetes, Sordariales, Chaetomiaceae.